AUGGUCAACUUUGAGCAAGCCGCCGAACUCGCCAAGAACUUCGCUAAGAAGCCCACGGACUCUGAGUUCCUCGAGUUCUACGGCCUCUUCAAGCAGGCCACCAUUGGAGAUGUUAACAUCGAAAAGCCCGGAGUGCUGGAUCUGAAAAAGAAGGCCAUGUAUGAGGCGUGGAGCUCGCACAAGGGCCUGUCCAAGGAUGCGGCCAAGGAAGCAUACAUCAAGGUCUACGAGAAGUAUGCGCCCAAAUACGCCUAAACGAUGAACAGCAGCAAGAUUAAAAGUCAUUUCACAAGCACAAUAAAUAUUGAAUCUUACCCA
Drosophila montana is the source of this 318-nucleotide messenger RNA. RefSeq names its product Acyl-CoA binding protein 4 (gene Acbp4). Gene Ontology annotation, biological process: fatty acid metabolic process. The transcript has a single exon. Lineage: Eukaryota; Metazoa; Arthropoda; Insecta; Diptera; Drosophilidae. The coding region runs from base 1 to 255 and encodes 84 amino acids. Gene Ontology annotation, molecular function: fatty-acyl-CoA binding. The record is from RefSeq and is a predicted model, not a curated record.